This is a messenger RNA of Strongylus vulgaris, 396 nucleotides long. Lineage: Eukaryota; Metazoa; Nematoda; Chromadorea; Rhabditida; Strongylidae. The record is from the annotation of a GenBank genome assembly.
AUGUCGUUAGCCAUAGAUCCCCCUGCAUGCACAGUACCGGCGGCGGGUGGCAAAUCAAAGCAUUCCUUAAUGAAUGGCAGUGAAGCGAAGAUAAUCAUCAAAGUGAAAUGCACAAACAAUACCGAAUAUCGUAUGAAUCCUGUAUAUGCGUUCAUCGAUCCAGCUGGAAAGAUUGAUCUAGAAGUGACGCGAUUGGUACGUUUUUCUGAUUGGUUGGGUAAGCUCCGCCUAACUAAGAGUUUGGUGCGUUUGCAGGAAGGCCCAGCGAAAGAAGAUAAGGCAGUGAUACAAUUUGGUCCAUCACCAGAAGACGCUACAGAUCCGACAAUAGCAUGGCCCUCAAUACCUCCGGAACAAAUUCAAUCCGCCACGCUACCCUUGUCUGCUACUGCAUAA